Molecule: messenger RNA, 4198 nt
Organism: Trichechus manatus latirostris (Florida manatee)
Lineage: Eukaryota; Metazoa; Chordata; Mammalia; Sirenia; Trichechidae
Gene: MTERF1
Product: mitochondrial transcription termination factor 1
Exons: 2
Coding region: 1920-3110 (396 amino acids)
Biological process (GO): regulation of DNA-templated transcription; termination of mitochondrial transcription
Cellular component (GO): mitochondrial matrix
Molecular function (GO): double-stranded DNA binding
Source: RefSeq, a predicted model, not a curated record
AGGAAGCCAGCGCCAUCUACAGCGCAUAGGUACGGUUGAAUGGGAGGUAUGGGGUUCCGCUAUGGCUCUGCUUUUUUUAUUUUUUAAGAGACAGGUCAGCUUAACUGAUGUAUCACAAAAAAAAACCACACAAAACCCAAACCUGUUGCCGUCGAGUCUAUUCCGACUCAUGGCGACCCUAUAGGACAGAGUAGAACUGCCCCAUAGUUUCCAAGGAGCGCCUGGUGGAUUCGAACUUCUGACAUUUUGGUUAGCAGCAGUAGCACUUAACCACGGUGCCACUCGGGUUUCCACUGGUGUACAGCGAGGUCGUAUUCCCGCGCGGCCUCUUAGAGAGUUGCCUGUGGGGGAAGAAGAGGGAUGGAAAGAGCCGAUUGUAUGCAAUUACCAUGGUUUUGAGUUGAGAGACGCACCUGAAUUACCAUGGUUUUGAGUUAAGAAAGACCCGCCUGAGUUCAAACCCUGCGCUUCGGCUAGCUUUCUAGCUAAUACAAGCUAGUAAGGGUGCUCGGCGAUGUUUUGCAAUUUUGUAAUUUAGGAGUAAUGCCUACCUCCUAGGUUGUUGGGGGUUGAAUAAGACAAUGUAUACGAAACACUUAGGACCAAAUCAAAUCCGUGAUUCUGCCUCAGGUGUACGCUUGCCUUUUUCUUCUUAGCAUGUCUGAGAAAUACUUAAGUUUCAAGAGGUGAUGCUUCUCACGGGAACAUUAUAUGGUGUUAGAUGGGAUCAGUCCCUUUAUUCUGUCUUACAAAGUUCUGAUCAUAUUUUGCCCCCUUUUUUUGGCCAUCUCUAAGUACAGCUAAUUUCGAGCCUUUCUGGAGAGAUGCAAAAUCCCUUUCCUUAAAACAAAUGAGGUGAGAAAUACGUUGCUGUAAAAAUCUUCAAAAUAUUUAGCUUACGUCAAAAGAGUAGACCAGCUGGAAAGUAGUACUCUGAAGCCAGUGAUCAGCUAUUUCUAUUAAAAGCCUCUAUAACGGGCUGAUUGGGGAGGGAAAAACCCGUUGCCCUCGAGCAGAGGAAUGUAAAUCCUCUUUUUUCAUUCCUUAGACCUCACAAGUUACAAGUACGGAAAUUUUCGGUGUGUUUGGCAGUUAUCCCUUGGAAUAAUGUUUUUGGUUCAUUAAAAAUGUUUGAGAGACAGAUUGAAAUCAAUUAUAGAAUAUUAUUUUUGAAAUUUGUAGGCAGUUGAUAACUUCUUGCAUUAGGCUAUUUAAAUAUUUAUCUUGCUAGAUAUUAUAGGAGUGUUUCGAAUGUUGAUCUGGUGCUAAAAGAGUAAAAUGUUAUUGAUAUUCUUGAGGUCUGACUUAUUUUGGUGUAAAAACUGAAAACUAGAUAACAGUAAUAUAUGUUUUCCAUUGCUUUUUGCACCUCAGGUGAAUUUAAUUUGGUUUUAAUUUUUGACCUGCAAAAUAAUACAAAUUCACUAAAUAAAAUUUCAACAUUGCAGGAAUAGGAUAUAGCUCCCAUUAAUCUUUCAGAGAUAACCAUUGUUAUUCCAUUUUUUGUGUUUCUCUCUGCAUAUACUAAUUUCCCUCUCCUACCCCAAUUCCCCUUUUUUAUAUGAGAUAUUUUCCUAUCCUUACUGUUAUGCAGUUUGUCACUUAGAGCUCUUGGAUAUCUUUCUGUUGCACUAGAUUUGUGCCAUUUUUUAAACAGCUUGUGUAGUGUUAUAUUACAUAGCUAAGUCAGAAUCGACUUGACAGUAACUUUUUUAUAGUGUAUUGCAUAGAUAUAUCACAAUUUAUUAAUCGUUCUAUUAUUGGUGGCCAUUAGGGUUUCUUUUUUGUUACAGUAAAUAAUGUUAUAAUGGCCAUCUUUUUACCUAACAUCUCUGUAUUCUUGUCCUUAUGUUUCUUUCAGUACUCUCCAAUAAGUGGAAAUGCCAUGUUAAAGAAUAUGAACAUUAAAAUUGUGGUAGAUGGUGCCAAGUUACCCUCCAAUAAGCAUUCCAAAAGGUUUGGGCUACCUGACCAUUAUGGCACCAAGAAACCUCUUAUAUAUGAGAAGUAACUUUCUCCUUGGUUCAAGAUGUUGGAUGAUCCGAUUUUCAACAGAAAUCCUCUUCAAAUCCGUUUCGUUUAGGCUUUUUGGCGUGAAGCGUAAUAAUGCAGAUGGUGAGUCUUUGGAGAAGGAUGAGCUACUGAACAACUUACUUACUAUGGGAGUAGAUAUCGACAUGGCAAAGAAACGACAACCUGGAGUUUUUAAUAGGAUGGUUACUAAUGAGCAGGACCUGAAGAUGUUCCUUCUGUCCAAAGGGGCUAGCAAACAAGUGAUUGCUAGCAUCAUAUCAAGAUAUCCACGAGCCAUAACACGCACAUCUGAAAGCCUUUCAAAACGAUGGGAUCUGUGGAGGAAGAUUAUGGCAUCAGACCUUGAAAUUGUAAAUAUUUUGGAACGUUCUCCAGAAUCUUUUUUUCGGUCCAAUAACAACCUAAACUUAGAGAAUAAUAUAAAGUUCUUCUACUCAGUUGGAUUGACCCGUAAAUGCCUUUGUCGAUUGUUGACUAAUGCUCCACGUACCUUCUCCAAUAGUCUUGAUCUGAAUAAACAGAUGGUUGAAUUUUUACAAUCAGUCUGUUUGUCCUUGGGCCACAAAGAUCCUGCAGAUUUUGUCAGAAAGAUAAUUUUUAAAAAUCCUUUUAUUUUAAUUCGGAGCACCAAACGAGUGAAAACUAACAUUGAGUUUUUACAGUCAGCUUUCAGCUUGAACAGUGAGGAGCUGCUGGCUCUGAUAUGUGGCCCAGGAGCUGAAAUCCUAGACCUUUCCAAUGACUAUGCCAAAAGAAACUACACAAAUAUCAAAGAAAAGCUGUUUUCUCUUGGGUGUACUGAAGAAGAGGUACAGAAGUUUGUCUUCAGCUAUCCAGAUAUGAUCUACUUGGCAGAGAAAAAGUUUAAUGACAAAAUAGACUGCCUCAUACAAGAAAAAAUUAACAUUUCACAAAUAAUGGAAAGUCCUCGGGUUCUGGAUUCAAGCCUAAGUACUUUAAAAAGUAGAAUCAAAGAAUUGGUAAAUGCUGGCUAUAACUUGAGUACAUCCAAUAUCACUCCUCUGUCUUGGAGUCUAAAAAGAUAUAAAGCUAAAUUGAAAAAGUUAAAUGGAUAGAACAUUGGGAAUUUAAAGAAUCUUUUAAUGUAGUCAUUUCAUGUUGAAUUUGGGCCUUUCGUAAAGGAUAGGUACAUGGUCUGUGGCUAACGAUCUAAGAAUAUGGCUUUCAUGUGAAAAACCUGACUAUAGGCUCCUCCCUGUUAGACUGUAAUGCCCUAUACCUCACACCCAGAAGUAUGACCUAGUGGAGAUCUAGCGGAAAAUCUGUUGAUGGCAGAACCCUAGCCACAAGCUUUGAUAAUGGACAUUGUUACACAGCCUGGAAAAGCCUGGCACAAGCAAAGUAGGAUAGCCAGAUUGCAUUAUUAGGGAGAUUUUGAGAAGAGAUCAUAACAGAAGUCCAGUUGCCCAACAUUGGAGAGGAAGAGGAAGAGCUGUGACUCUUCAUUGGCCUCUAGGGAUCAUCUCUGAACGGACAGGUUCCUGGGUCUGAAUAGCCGUGGAGUGACUUUUGAGACUGGUAUUCUUAACUGGCCAAGAGUCCCUGGGCUGAGGCUGUUCGUUCACUCCUUAGUUUAUUCCCCAUUAACUUGGGAACUGGUACAAGACUGAGCUAUACAAUCAGUUUUGAGGACCUGAGGAAGGCACUCAUGGUGAAUGUCAUAACCAGGCCAUUUGUAUCUUGCUUAUUUUCAUGUUUUUGAUGCUCCCCAAGAUGGUGCUAUUGCCUCUUCACUGUUUCUUCUGGUCUUUCCAAGAUGACUGUUCUCUACCCCUUUGCUUUCACCCCCCCUGCCCGUCAAUUCACAGAGGUUGUUAGUGGAAUAAAAUGAAAAAACUAAAAUGCUUACAGACUUUUUUGUUAUGAUUUAAACCAUGUUCUUGCUAAACAGGGACUUUUAGCCUUUUGACUAAUUUCUGAGUAGAAUUAGGUAUAGUGAUAGAAGAUCUACUGAUGGAAUCUCAUUUUCUGUCUCAGUUUCACUAUUAAUAAGACAGGUAUUUGGAAGUUGUCCUUCCUUAAUAGCAAUCUUGAGUGAAUAUAUGUCUUAGGCUGGAUUCACUAGAGAAAACCAGUGAAGCACACAUAUAUAUAUAUUUUUGUAUAUAUAUGUAUAUAAUAUAUGUGUAUAUGAUAUUAUUAU